AGAAACAUCCAGAGCACACUUUCAGCAAGAGCACUGACUGGUUCAGCUUCUUCUGAGGGAUUCUCUGGAAGACAUCAUGUUACACUCAGCUUUGGCCCUGUGCCUCUUAUUUAUCACAGUUUCUUCCAGCCUUGCCCUUGUAAUCAGAAAGGAAAAGAAACCUCCACAGACCCUGUCAAGAGGAUGGGGCGAUGACAUCACUUGGGUACAAACUUAUGAAGAAGGUCUCUUCCAUGCUCAGAAAAGUAACAAGCCAUUGAUGGUUAUUCAUCACUUGGAAGCCUGUCAAUACAGCCAAGCACUAAAAAAAGUAUUUGCCCAAAAUGAAGAAAUACAAGACAUGGCUCAGAAUAAUUUCAUCAUGUUGAAUCUCAUGCAUGAGACCACUGACAAGAAUUUAUCACCUGAUGGGCAGUAUGUGCCUAGAAUCAUGUUUGUUGACCCUUCCCUAACAGUCAGAGCUGAUAUAACUGGGAGAUACUCUAACAGAUUGUAUACAUAUGAACCUCAGGAUUUACCAAUAUUGAUAGAAAACAUGAAAAGAGCAUUAAGACUUAUUCAAUCAGAGUUAUGAAGAAUGAUGGAAAAUUUCUUUAAUUCUGAGGUCAAAUACCAUGAAGAAAACAUCUGACUCACUGACAAAACCUAAAUGUGCAAAUAUAUGGAUUUUCUAAUGCUAUUUAGAUUUUUUUAAUGUGUUUUAAAUAUUCUUGUGACAAUAAAAUGAUAUUUCAAU
Messenger RNA from Marmota flaviventris (yellow-bellied marmot), 736 nucleotides. It is a transcript of the gene Agr3, whose product is annotated as anterior gradient 3, protein disulphide isomerase family member. The record is from RefSeq and is a predicted model, not a curated record. Gene Ontology annotation, cellular component: endoplasmic reticulum. Gene Ontology annotation, molecular function: dystroglycan binding. Lineage: Eukaryota; Metazoa; Chordata; Mammalia; Rodentia; Sciuridae.